AAGAUUUUACGCAUUAUGAAAAAUGUAACAAUUAUGUCAUUUAAAAUAUUCUGUACCAUUUUCUGUAGAAAGAUAGAAUUUAGAUAAUAUUUAAUCUUUCACGAAAGUAGUAUUUAUAAAUAGAAAGACAUUAUGUUAAAAGAGUCAAAUGAAAAAUUUUCUACUAAUUUAAACUUCAGAAUGAAAACUCGAUCAGAGGUUUUUGGGAGUCAUAAUCAUUUUUUCUUUAAUCUAAUAAAUAAAAUUUUACAAUUCUACCAUUUUCAUUUUCUUUCAUUUCAAUAAUAAAUUCUAAAGCAUUGCUUUGUUGACAUUUUCGAGCCAUGUGCGUGGAAUUCUCGUAGUGCGCGCGAGAGGAAAAGAAUGAAGGAUAGAGAGCAUGCACAAUAGAAAGCGACAUAGGCACCAGUCAGUGCUAGUUUUUUCGCUUGGCAUGCAUUUUCGGCUAAAAAUUCUAAAUUAAAUAAACGUUAGUAAUAUAUUUUAUAAAAAUGUAUAAAAAAAAAAGCAGACUAGCAAAAGAGUAGACCUAAUGUCUAUAUGGUCAACAAGUACUGGUCGCAAUUCAAUAUUCUGCUCACAAGCUGGUACACCAAUUGCCUUGCAUACAACUAUUAGUUCUCAUUCACAUGUGCAUUUACGAGGAUCUAACGAGCAUUGCUUCCACAAGCGGAUUCACUCUUGUCAAUCAAAGAUGUCACAAUCCGGUGAUGGUUUACAUACGCCAGGCUAUCUUGCCUGGAGAAAGCUCCAACUCAGCAGAGCUAAGCUUAAGGCAUCAAGUAAAACGUCAGCUCUUCUUUCUGGAUUUGCUAUGGUGGCAAUGGUUGAAGUACAAAUUAAUCAGGGAACUCAAAUACCUACAGCUAUGCUUGUAACAUUUGCGGUUUGCACUACCCUAUUGGUAUCGGUACACAUGCUGGCUUUGAUGAUUUCCACAUGUAUACUACCUAACAUCGAAGCGGUUUGCAAUUUACACAGCAUCAGUCUUGUUCAUGAGUCGCCGCACGAGCGACUUCAUUGGUAUAUUGAAGUUGCUUGGGCCUUCUCUACGUUACUUGGUUUGCUACUUUUUCUAAUUGAAAUCGCUAUUCUUUGCUGGGUCAAGUUUUAUGAUUUCUCCAAAGUAGCUGCCUGGUCAGGUUGUAUCGUUUUGAUCCCUGUCCUUAUUAUUUUUCUUGCAUUUGCUAUUCAUUUUUAUCGUAGCCUUGUCACCCAUAAAUACGAGGUUACUGUUUCUGGUAUACGCGAGCUUGAGCUUCUCAAAGAACAAAUUGAAUCAUCCGAUGUAGAUCCUAGCAGAAAUGGCAUGAGUACACUUGCUCAGAAUACUCUUCAAAUUGUUCAAAUUGUUUGAAGAUUUCGUCUUCAUUUUUUAUAUUCUGUAAUCAGUUCAAUCAAUAGUCUUUUGUGAUUUACAGAUUUCAUGUUGCGUUACUAAAAAAUAUCUACAAUUCAUGGAUGGUCCGUUUGAAAAUAGCCGGUCCAAUAAUCUUUUUAAGCGUAUAUGAUGAUAAAUAUGGCUUUACAUAUUAAUUUCACAAAAUUACAUAUUCAAAAACUUUACUCAUAUAUUAAAAUUUUUUAAAUUAGAUAUAUUAUAACCAAGUUUUCCAAUCCUUCCAAAUUUAAAGUGAAUUAUAAAGUGUUUCUCGAAAUGUACAUCGCAUCGAAACAAUAAUUUUUAUCGAGAAAAUAAUAUCCAUUUCUUCAUUUAAACAAAUUUUUCAUGUACAUCUUUUUUCGCCUAUUUUUGAAUCUUCGUAUUAAGCGCACGCUCUCGUUUAUACGAUUUCAUUAUUUUACAAUAUAAAUGAAACCUAAAAAAUUGUAAUCUAUAAAAAUAGCCAUAGAUAAUCUCUGAACUUUUCGCGCUGGAUCCCCCUUAACACUUCUAAGAAUGAUAAAUAGGUAUCGUUGAAACAUGUACGAAAAUGUGCAUAAAAAUAUUUCAUUUUCAUUUGUUAUGAUACUUGGAAGCGCUCACUCAAUAUGAAAAUUCAAAAAAACUUUGCAAAAUUAUCUUAAUACUUUUUUGUGAAUUUACUCAUGUUUAUAUUUAAUUUUAGCGAUCCAAUUUAUAAUCAGCAAAUUACAUUUUCUAUUGAUUUUCUGUAUAGAUUCUCCGAUUUUAUGUACAAACUAAACAUUUUCAGCGUGUAGAUCUGUAAUAUAGAUAUAAAUUAAAAGAUAUUUAAUCAAAACAUAAGUGACGAUAGUUGUUGAUAAACGUUGCUUUAUCAAUUAAUAAAGAUAAAAUUAUAACGAUUAGCUAUUGCAAAAGAAAACUAUGUAUGUUUAUUCUUUUCUAUUUUUAAUUUGCAACUGAAGAAGUCAGCUUUACACUUAAUCUAUUCAUUUUUUACAAUACUAUCCGCAUCUUUUUCGUACACAAAAUUAUUUUCACUUGUUCAAUACAGCGAUAUUACUUUUCCGCGGCUGAAUAAAGAAUAACAUCCAUUCAAUCGAGCAAGAAGAAGCCACUUUCAAAUACUUAUACCUUUUACUUUUCAUGUGCAAAAAAAACUCCUUAAAAUUCUUUAUUAUUUUUGACUCUGCAAUGUGGAAGUGUUGUUUUCGUGAGAAUUUAAAAAGUGCAAUCUGUAAAAACAAGUUUUUUUAUUCAUAGAUGUCUUUGUCAGUUAAAGAAGCGAGAAGCAUGCUAGUAUCCAUCAAAUAGAGGUUUUUUAAGGAUUUAAAAAUGACUUGAAAAAGUGGCGGUAGUUUUUCCUUACUUGACUAAACGAAGAAAGUAUAUUUUCCACUAAUUUAACGAAAGCAUAAUCUUUCCUUCUCUUUAAUCUUACUCUUACUCGCUCUAAUUCUUUCUUUCCAUACCCGUUCUCUUUCUUUUUCUUUAUUUUCCGUAUCAUGCUUUUUCAAUUAAAAUGCGUGUAUAUAUUUACUCAUGUUUUACAGUAUGUGUUUUUCAACAAUUUAACUUUUUAAAAUACGUCGGGUUCAAAUUUCUUAUUUAGAUCUGUAUACAUGAUCUAAAAAAAUUAUCGAUCUGAUAAUAGUUAUAGCAGCAAAUAUUAAUCAAAGAAAUAAUAGUUGUAGCAGUAAAUAUUAAUCAAAAAAAUGUAUAUUUCAGUAAUAUGUUAUUUAAUUGAAAGGUUUCUGGAAAAUAGAGAUCUUUUGUAUUUCGUACUAGAAGAGAAAAUCAGCUGUCCAUACACAAUAUUUAGUUUAUUCUCCUUCCAUAUCUUGGCCAGGUUCUUAAAGAACCUAUGAAUGAUACAUAUUUUCUAAAUUUUUUAUGACGAAUAUUAUUUUUAAAUGUUGUUAGAUCGUGUGUAAGAUAAAUUGAAGAACGAGAACCGUGGGGUCAUUUUGACCAAUAAAUAACUUCAGUAAAUUUGGAUAUGAUUAUUUAACAUAUAUUAAUUUAUGGCACUAAUGCCAUCCUUAUAGGCAUUCGAAAAAGUUCUGACAUUAUUCAAAGUAAUAUGGUAAAUGUAGGCAUGCAAACUGAGACAAUCUUUAGCCUUUUUAGAAAAUAAUUCAAUUAGUAAUACAAUUAUAAUACACAUGAUAAAUAAGGUUAAGUUUGUACCAAAAAAUAAGAAGCUAAAAGCUGUAAAAAAUCAAGCUAACUCUUCACUCGUUUUCGGGCAUUUAAUUAAAAAUGCUUCUAAUUUGAGCACAUUGACUGGUAUACCUGAUGUACAAUCGUUUAAUGAAUUAGUUAGAUUGCUAGAUUUAGUUGAUCUAAAUUAAAAAAUUAAUAAACUUUUAACAAAAUUUUAAUUAUGGUAAAAUUGAACCAAAAUAUUAGUUAUGCCUUUUUAAAUGUGAUGUUCAAAAAAUGUACGUCAAGCAAUCUUGUGAAUAAAUUCGAUACUAAAAUUUGCUACUUUUUUGCCUUUAAAAAAUAAAGUUUUACAAAACUUGCCACUGUUUUAUAACUUUAAAAAAUUAUUAUUGUUGUCCGCAAAUUGGUAUCCAAACUCCAAAUCUCUAAAAAAUUUUGCAGCCAAAUAAUUACAUAUUCACACUAUAAAUCAAUAACUACAGUGAAAGUUAAGAAAACGGCUACUCCAGCUGAGUUCUCAGAUUUGUUAGUAAAGCAGUUAGAAGGUAGUGGAGUAUCUGAUUCUUCUGUUGUUAGGGAAAGUAAUUUAAUGAAUUAUUUGAAAAGAUUGAUGUUUUGAUAUUUAAUCGCAAAUUUUUAGUCGAUGAUUUAAGCGAAUCGAAUAAUGUAAUUCUGAUUAGACCUUCAUUUUUAAAAGGUAAGCAGAAAUUAUAAUAUAUAGAAAUCGCCUGCAUUCCUGUGCAUUUUGUUGAUUGAUUAAAGAUUUUAACGUUUUGUGUGGAAAAAUGCUCAGAGGCUUAUUCUGUAGGUAAUAGACAAAAUAUUUAUUAUGGUCUGUCUUUCGGUUAAUUUAGAAAUACCCAUUUUCAAAGAUAAUAAAUUUAUGUACAAUGAAAUUUAAAUCAAUUUUACGUUAAAUAAUAUGAAAAGGAUCAUCACUUGAUACAUACGAAACCAAAUCAAUUGAAAUAACAUUUAACGUUACCAUUCCAAACUGAACUUGACUAUAGCAUUGAUAUUUUUUACGCAAUGUAAAUUACCAAUAUUUAGCUUAAUUAACCAUUUUAUUUGAGAUGUAAGUUCAUUUUCAGUUGCUGCUUUUUCAUUUACUAGAUAUACAAUUUCUAGAAGCUUAUUUAGUACAGUAUUGCCGUAAAAUAUAACGCCAUCAGGCGAAUAUCCAACCAUCAAACCGAACAUAUUUUCGAAAGGUGCCAUUAUAGCUCUAUUUCUUAAUAAACAUGGAAUUACCAUAACUUAAUAGUAGUAUUCAUUUUUAAUAAUGUUUUUUACUGAUGCAUAAAAUUAUUCAUAUCAACAUAGUUAUCCAAUAAAUAAAUCGUUUCGAUGAGUUAUAUUUAAUAACUACACAGAAUAUUACCACCUUAAAAUAGUAAUAACAAUUUUUUAUUUUUUUUUUUUAAUUUAUUUAUUAAGAAAUAAAUUUUAAAAAGUUGACAUUCUCGCUCAGAGGGUUGGAAAAACAAAUUAUAAAAGCACUUAUAUCUACUUAAACUAUAAAAUAUAUCUAAAUAUUAUUAACUGUUUUCUACAAUAAUAUAUAUAAAUUAGUAAUUAACAUUACUCCCUUCAUUGAUUUGUAUGUAAAUUAAUUAUUUUAUGCAUUAUUACGAAUACAUUUUCUUAUUUUUUCUAAUGUUCUUUUUGCGAUUUUUAACACUUUUAAUUCUUUCGGCAACAUAUAAUAAUUUAUCAUCACUAUAUCGAAUACUUAUAUCGAAUUAAAGUCUUUUUGAAUUUAGGUAUUGGAAAGUUCUUACAUUUUAUUUUGCUGUUAGUGGUUAUGAAAUUAUUCUUUAAUUAUAAAUAAACGAAAAAAACGAUAAAAAAACAAUGAUAAUCGAUUCGUAUACGAAAAUUUGAUCAAAUCUUAAAUAAUAAUUUUGUAUAAUAAAAGUAUUGUUUACUAAUAAUUCUUAAGAAUUUAUUUUGUAGAUUUUGUAAGGAAUAUAUAACUGUUUUAUUUUCAUUGCCCCAUGCUGAAAACGAACCAGAUAACGCAUUAAUACUGAUAUAAUUAAUACUGACAGUGCCAAAACAAGUGUUAAUAAAGAAUUUGAGCAUCAAAAAAAAUCAACAAAUAGAUCAUCAGGUGGAGCUUCUCAAGUGUAUUGCGAAAUAUUGUGAAAACUAAUUCAAAAAAUGACAUUGUUUUGAACCGUGGUUUCAACGAUACUCUC
This is a messenger RNA of Phymastichus coffea, 5736 nucleotides long. RefSeq names its product calcium release-activated calcium channel protein 1-like. Gene Ontology annotation, biological process: store-operated calcium entry. The record is from RefSeq and is a predicted model, not a curated record. Lineage: Eukaryota; Metazoa; Arthropoda; Insecta; Hymenoptera; Eulophidae. Gene Ontology annotation, molecular function: store-operated calcium channel activity. The transcript has 4 exons. The coding region runs from base 533 to 1357 and encodes 274 amino acids. Gene Ontology annotation, cellular component: membrane.